AAAGCGAAGGAAGAGUUGUCGGAGUUCGUCAUUCCGACAGUUUUCCGGUAAACGCCCAACGAAUAUCUUUGUCUUCCUCUGAAAUAGAAAAAUGCAAUGGACUGAAGGAGUGCAAUUAAUUCAUCGAUUUAUUAGACGUAAAAAAAAUUAAAAGUGUUAAAAAAAAAAUAGAUUUCAUGUAUUUCGAUAUUCACAUUCGAAAGUGGUCACUUAAAUAUUCGAACAUUUGAGAUCGCUCACGAUGGUACGGAACAAAAAUCUUUCUCGCUCGAAGAAGCGAAAAUUCGAUCAGCAUCGUCCACAAAAGCCAUUCAAGAAAUCAAAAUUCAGUUACAAAAAUAAACCGGCUUAUUUAAUAGAGCGAGAGGCUAGGAACAAAGAAUUGCCCAAGAAAUUCAAACCUCCACCUAUUCAAGAAAAAGAAAACUGGAAAAAUAUUCGAGCAGAGAGCUCGGAAGACGAACAAGAAGAUCCCCUGAAAGUUUUGUUACAGACUUUCGGUAAUAAAAAUCCGUUAAAAAUGACGGUUGUUUCUGAUUCAGAAAGCGAAUAUGAAGAAAACGAAGUAUUAGGUGAAGAAGAAGAUCUAGACGAUGAGAAGGAUUUAGAGGAUGAGGAAGAUUUAGAGGAUGAAGAAGAUUUAGAAGAUGAGGAAGAUUUGGAAGGUGAGGAAGAUUUAGAAGGCGAGGAAGAUUUAGAAGACGAUGAAGAUUUAGACGAUGAAGAAGAUUUAGAGGAAGAGGACAUUCCUGAUGACGAACAAAAUUUAAAAAUAGAAUCACAAGAUAUUGGGAAUAAAAAAACCUGUUUAAAGAAAAAGAAAUUAAAACAGCUUCUCACACUCGAGGAUACUGAUGAAGAAGAAAUAACUUUAAACUACGAAGAAGAGAAAGAAGAUCUCGACCCAAAAACCGAAUUGUCUGACCCAUUUUCUCUCCACCUUCAAAACGAUCUCAGCGACGAUCUCUAUAAAUCCGUCUCCGCCGCAUCAAAAUUUGAAACCCUUACUCUAAACUGGCCCAUUUUAGGCCACAUCCAAUGUCAAAUUCCAGCCAGCGAAACCCCUAACACUGAAUCAGUAAAUACAAAGAAAAAAUUUGCGGUUUCUCUCAUUGGGGAAACACAAUUUGCUAAACCGGGAAGCCCUCCAACUUUAAUUUCUACCAUUGAUUGGAAGGGUCUGUACGUAAAACCUCAGGUUCAUGUAAAUGUCAGCAAAGCAAACUACGAAAAUAUCAAGGACAAUCUAGAAAAUGAAAAAAGUUCGCUGACUUCCUUGCAGAAAGAGCUUUUCUCUUUAAUAAACAAUUAUCAAGACUUAUAUUAUCCUCAGCGAACUUUGUCCAACGCAGAGCAAAUAAGACUCGUUUAUUGCCUCCAUGCAGUCAAUCACGUUUUGAAAACUAGGAUGAAGAUUCUGAGACAUAAUUUGAAAUUGUCGAAGAAUCGCUCCGAUGAAGUUCCUGAUGAAUUUAGAGAUCAAGGAUUAGUGAGGCCGAAGGUUUUAAUCGUUGUUCCGUUUAGACAUUCUUGUUUUAAGAUUGUUGAGAAGCUGAUUGCAUUGUUGAUUGACGAAGGAAAAGGAGGUUCUGUGAUGAACAAGAAGAGGUUUAUGGAAGAAUUUAGUAGUGGAGAAAUCAUACUGCCGAAGAAAAAUCCUAAACCAGAGGAUUACUAUAAUACUUUCAAAGGAAAUACUGACGAUUGUUUUAGGAUUGGAAUUCAAGUAACGAAGAAGGUGUUGAAGCUUUAUUCUGAUUUUUAUUCCUCGGAUAUUAUUGUUGCAUCGCCAGUAGGAUUAAAGAUGUUGAUUGGAGCUGAGGGUGAACCGGAUAGAGAUUAUGAUUUUUUAGCGUCUAUUGAAGUGAUGAUUCUGGACCAGACAGAGAUUUUCAUCAUGCAAAAUUGGGAUCAUCUUCUUCAUUUGAUGGAUCACAUGCAUCUACAACCGAAGGUCUCGAGGGGGGCGGAUUUUUCAAGAAUCAGGAGCUGGGCUGUGAAUGGAUGGACUAAAUAUUAUAGACAAACGUUGAUAUUUUCUGCAUUUGAAGUCCCUGAAAUUUACGGAAUAUUCAGCAAGCGCUGUCACAAUUAUGCUGGAAGGAACAAAGUCGCCAAUCCCAUAUCUCCAGGUUCAGCCUCUCAAGUUUUUGUACAAAUUCCCCAAGUUUAUCACCGUUUUGAAGCGAGUAGUUACUCGCAAUCGAUCAAUGCCCGCUUCAAUUGCUUCGUUUCCAAAAUCCUUCCUCAAUACUCUGACUCAGUUAUGGCCCACACUCUAAUUGUCGUACCUACUUAUUUCGACUUUCUGAAACUUCGAAAUUACAUGAUGAAGGAACAAUAUAGUUUUGUACAGAUUUGCGAGUAUUCCAAGGAUGGAAAAGUUGCGAGAGCUCGUGAUAUAUUUUUCCACAACGAAGCGCAAUUUCUUUUGUAUUCGGAGAGAUAUCACUUUUAUAAAAGAAUUAGAAUUAAGGGAAUUAGGCAUAUUAUUUUUUACGGACUCCCUGUUGUUCCGCAUUUUUAUAGCGAGAUAUGUAACUUUAUGCAAGAGAGUAAUCAGAAUCCGAAAGGAGGUUCGGAGAGUAAUAUGUCUGUCACGGUUGUUUAUUGUAAGUUUGAUGUCUUACAACUAUCUUCUGUUGUUGGCACCGAAAGAGCUGUGCAAAUGCUCACUUCGGAGAAAAAUGUUCAUAUGAUCAUUACCGAUAAGUGAGUUCUCCUGUAAAUUUAGGUUAAAAAUUCUGUAUAAAAUAUAUUUAUAAAAUGGAAAAUAAAAAGAAUAAAAACCUAAAAUGGAAAUAAAA
Messenger RNA from Belonocnema kinseyi, 2807 nucleotides. RefSeq names its product digestive organ expansion factor homolog. Gene Ontology annotation, cellular component: small-subunit processome; nucleolus. Lineage: Eukaryota; Metazoa; Arthropoda; Insecta; Hymenoptera; Cynipidae. Gene Ontology annotation, biological process: maturation of SSU-rRNA from tricistronic rRNA transcript (SSU-rRNA, 5.8S rRNA, LSU-rRNA). Bases 242 to 2716 code for a protein of 824 amino acids. Gene Ontology annotation, molecular function: U3 snoRNA binding; rRNA binding. The transcript has 3 exons. The record is from RefSeq and is a predicted model, not a curated record.